Cylicocyclus nassatus is the source of this 1147-nucleotide messenger RNA. Lineage: Eukaryota; Metazoa; Nematoda; Chromadorea; Rhabditida; Strongylidae. The record is from the annotation of a GenBank genome assembly.
AGAUGUUGUCCCAGUUGAAGCUCUUCCUACUGCCCUGCUUAUUGAUGUCAUCUCCUACAUUAGAAGUCCUGGACUACGAGAUGCUCUCGCAGAAUAUUUCUAGCAUUCUAUCAGACCCCUUAUUCAACAACACGGAUGUUGAAUACGAGUACAAACUAUUCGAAAACUACUUUCCGUUGCUUCUAAUGCUGAUCUCACUUCCCCAGAAUGAAACCGAAAGUUUGGAGAAGUAUAUGAAGCAACGUACAUAUGCGGAGCUGAAGAGGAUGAUAGAUGAAAAGCAGAAGGAGAGCGACAUCACAGAGUUGAUUAGCGAACUGGAGGCAAACAACACCGAUUUGUCCGAGUUUAUCUCUGUCGUCGACAAUCAAAAGUAUGCUAGUCUGAUCGAAGCUUAUCAUAAUGCCUCCAUAUAUAAUGCGAUACGGGGUGUAUGGAGCUCACAACUUAACCCCCUUCUUCCGCCAAUUGACCAGCUAGCAAUAUUAGAAUAUUUUGCCGAACGACGAUUAAAUGAACACUUUCGCAUGUCUUUUUGGGCAAAGUUAUGGGCAGCCAUAAGAGCAUGGAUCACUGGCAAGCAGGAGCUCAUAGAAUGCAAUGCCGAUGAGCCAAGAUGCAUGCGUCGCAUAAUCGAAAAGCUUCCACUCGAGGCCAGAGUGGAACUUGACAGAGCUGCCGAGACCGAAGAUGUAGCCACGGUGGAGAAUAUUAUCACAGAAGAGGUUGAUAAAUCAGCCUCAAUCAGCACGGGUAGAAUACGAGUUAUGGAAAAGUGCUAAUGUCCCUCCUCAGCCAUUGCUGGAUAUCAUUGCAGAUAAAACAGACACCGAAGAAAGAGCCCUUGAGCGACUUCGGACCUAUGAUCUUUUGAAUUCUAUAAAGGACUACUAUCGAGCAAUGAUAGAAAGUAGAAGUCAGGCAGAUCAGGAAGAAAUCCGCCGAUUCUUUCAGCGCAUGAACGACACGUUCGCGCGAUGUUUCAAUCCAAUCAAAGACCGAUACGAGUACCGUUAUUGAAGUGAUUCGCGUGUAUAGAGACUCUUUCAUCAUAUUUUGUUUGCUUCUUCACUCAGGUUGGCGCUGAUAAGCCGAUGUUGUUACGUAAUCCCCGGUUGAUGUGUUGUACAUAAAUGUUGAAUUGCCC